This is a messenger RNA of Fusarium sp. VM40, 363 nucleotides long. The record is from the annotation of a GenBank genome assembly. Lineage: Eukaryota; Fungi; Ascomycota; Sordariomycetes; Hypocreales; Nectriaceae.
AUGCCUCCUCUCGUCCGCCGUCAUCCUCCCUCCAUCAGCCGUCGUCAAACCCCCUGGUUCGUCCGCGGCAAACUCUACGCCGCUGGUUUCAUGAGCCUAUGGAUUAUGCCCCAUCUCCCACGCCCCGUCUCGCCCAUCACCGGCUGGCGCAACCUCUCACGUUCCCAGCUCCAGCAGGGUUUCGUCUUCAUCAUCUUCGCCGACAAUGUAACUGCCUCGAUGCUAGAGCUUUCAGCGCAUGUGUUCGAGGGUGCGAGUGUUCAGGUCAUGGUGGAGGAGCAUGAGGAUGCUGAUGGGGUGAAGGUGCAGUGGCUCAUGUAUCCCGAGGGAUAUGAUGUUGAUUCGAUCCCUGAUUACUAUUGA